Messenger RNA from Astyanax mexicanus (Mexican tetra), 2592 nucleotides. Its product is annotated as macrophage-expressed gene 1 protein. Lineage: Eukaryota; Metazoa; Chordata; Actinopteri; Characiformes; Acestrorhamphidae. The coding region runs from base 33 to 2183 and encodes 716 amino acids. The transcript has 2 exons. The record is from RefSeq and is a predicted model, not a curated record. Gene Ontology annotation, biological process: defense response to bacterium.
CACACCUCUUACAGCACUUCUUCCUGACAGCCAUGGGCUCAACAGGUCUCUCUCUGUUGGGUCUCUUUGCACUCAUCAGUAUCUCUGAUCUUCAUCCAGUCAGUCGUCCUCACAAUGGACUUCGCGAGUGCCGCCAAAACAGCAGUACACCAGCACUGGAGGUCCUCCCAGGUGGAGGGUGGGACAACCUGCGUAAUUUGGACAUGGGGAGAGUGAUGAACAUGAGCUAUUCCCAGUGCCAGACCACUGAGGACGGGGUCUAUCUUAUUCCAGAUGAGGUCUUUGUCAUUCCGCAGAAGGUGAGCAAGGUGGAGAUGAACUCUGAGAUCAUCAGUUCAUGGCUUGAACAGAGAAGCUCCACGUCAGGCUCCAUUAAUGCAGAUGGAUCGUUCUUCUCAGUCCUUAACUGCAAGUUCUCUGCUGAGAACCAACGCAUGAAAACCCAUCAAGUCAAUUACAAUUCUGUCACAGCACGGGUGCAGGUGCGUAACCAUCUGUACACUGUGAAGGCUUAUCCUGACUUCUCUUUGGAUUCACGCUUUGCCCAGCAGGUAGAGGAAAUUGCAGACGCUAUUGAGAACAACCAAACUCGCCAUGCAGAAUACCUAUCAGAGAAGCUGGUGCUAGAUUAUGGCACACAUGUCAUCACAAGUGUUGAUGCUGGUGCCACUUUGGAAGAAGAGGACUAUUUGAAAUCAUCUUAUGUUUCUGAUACACAGUCCUCUCAAUCAUCAGUCUCAGCCUCAGCUGGUGCCAACUUUUUCAACAAAGUUCAGUUUGAUAUUGGUAGUAAAGAAUCACAAACUACAUCUGAAACACGUAACUACCUGGGUAACGUUACUUACUCUAUAACACUGAGUCAUGGUGGAGCAUUGUUUUAUCCUGGCAUUACUCUUCAGAAAUGGCAGGAGAGUACUCUAAAUAAUCUGGUAGCUAUUGACCGUAGUGGACUACCACUACACUAUUUCCUCAAUCCAUCAGUGUUUUCAGACCUCCCACUUCCAACAGUGAAUAAACUAGCUCUGUUAGUAAGUCAGGCCAUAGAACGCUACUACAAGGUUAACACUCGUCCUGGAUGUGUAAAACCAGAUUCCAGAAAUUUUGACUUCCAGGCCAAUGUUGAUGACGCUUCCUGUGAAGGCCCAAGCACCAAUCUUAGCUUUGGGGGUGUUUACCAGCAGUGCACUCCCCUGACUCCAGACGGAGAUGUAAUCUGUCAGGAGCUUGCUUCAACAAACCCAGCCACUGGCUCCUAUUCCUGCAAGCAACCAUACAUCGCUACUCUAUUGCGCUCUGAAACACAGGAAAGACCAUAUGACCAGUAUGUGUGCAAUACGCAUUGUCACGAUUGUGGUUUUUUGGGACUAUUCACCUGUUGUGAUCAAGUCUGUGGAAAUGUGUACCAUGUUCGGCGUGCACAGAUUAACACUUACUGGUGCGCUACUAAUGGGGCAACUCCAGAAUUCUCUGGAUACCUCUUUGGGGGGAUAUUUGGCCCCUCCUUUCAAAACCCUUUAACCAAAUCCAGAUCUUGUCCUUCAAAUUUCUUUGCUCAGACAUUUUUGUCUAACGGCUUUAAAAUAUGUCUAAGCAGCGACUACGAGACAGCAACCAAAUUUUCUGUACCUUUUGGAGGAUUUUUUAGCUGCCAGUCAACCAAUCUACUUGCAGGAGGUCAAUCUCACUGCCCACCGCAGUUCAGUCAACACCUUGCUACCAUAACUGAUGGGUGCCAAAUAUUGUUCUGUGUUCAGUCAGGUAUUUUUACGGGCGGAGAGUUAAAACCCAUCCACCUGCCACCUUUCACAAGACCUCCAGUGAUCAGUAUGUUAGCCACAAACACUGUGGCUGUGAUGACCGAAGGCGAUCAGGCCUGGGUGAGAGUCAAAGAUACUAAAAUGUGGAAGGUAGCAAAAACCGCAGACAUCGCCAAAAUGUCCCAAAUUUUUGACAACUCCCCUCAGGCAGCAGGGAAAAAAGCUGGCAUUGCCUUUGGUGUUCUUGCUCUGAUUGCUCUUGUGGUGACAGUAGCAGUGGUAGUGGUGAAAAAGAAGAGGUGGGUUUCUGGGCUCAGAAGAGGCCGGGGCUAUGAGGAGUUUCAAAGUAGAGCACAAAUGGAGAGCAGUUUUGAUGGCCCAGCAGAACAAGAGUCUCAAAGCCCAAGUCAACCUCUCUUAGCAUAAUGUCCCUGUCCUGGGAGAAAAGUCGUUUUUUACUAUCCUCUACUAUCAAAAAUCACCUCAUUAUUGUUUAUUUUAAAAUAGCUUACUGGCAAAGGACAAUCACUAUUGCCCACUAUUGUUUUUCAAUGAUCCGAACUAUAUUCAAAUUAAUUGAGUGGUGGUUAUCUCUUGGAUAUAUUGGGUCUUUAUGUUCUUUAGAUAUUAAGGUGAAAUCAUUUGUUUUAAUAUUGUAAAGGCAAUGGCAGUAAUACAUUAGCAUAAUUCACAUUGUUCUCUCAGUUUCAGUCUAAAACUUUGUACAUACCUUUUUUGUUUGAUUUCAAUUAUAAAGCAGUAUUCUUUAAAAUUGUAGCUGUCAACCAUUCAAGUGUAAUUAAAAUGAAAUCAAAUAAAAAUGUUCUACCAUAAA